Molecule: messenger RNA, 1721 nt
Organism: Pocillopora damicornis (cauliflower coral)
Lineage: Eukaryota; Metazoa; Cnidaria; Anthozoa; Scleractinia; Pocilloporidae
Product: adrenocorticotropic hormone receptor
Biological process (GO): G protein-coupled receptor signaling pathway
Cellular component (GO): plasma membrane
Molecular function (GO): G protein-coupled receptor activity
Source: RefSeq, a predicted model, not a curated record
GGAAAAGUUUGUAAACGUGACUAGCCGUAAGCGGUUAUUUACAGAUUUUUAGAAACAGGAUGUUUUAAUGUUUUCUGACGUCACUGACUUUUUAGGAUAAGAAACAGUUGACUUCCCCUGAAAAUUCAGACUCUCUUUUUACGAUGGAGCAAUCAGUAUCUUCAAAACUACAAGAUGAGGUAUAUUUGACGAACGAUUCCCGGAUAAUCAGUGAUUCUAAACUGUUCCUGGGGCUUACAGUUGCCGGUUUUGCGCUUUCUUUAAUAACAACAGUGGGAAACACGGUCUUGCUGGUGACAACAUUUAAGGAAAGCCGUCGCUUACUCGAUAAACCUGCGCAUAUGCUCAUCACAAAUCUCUGUGUUUCUGAUCUUGUUAUUGGAUUACUAGCAGGGAAUCUCGCUUCAGUAUUAGCUCUAUACCACUACCAGAGUUGGCUGAUUCCUGCCAAACUAGAUCUUGUUGUUCGCUUUGUUCUGAUUUUUUUGUUGUUCGUAAGAAGUGGGACAAUAGUAACGUUGUCGUUUGAUCGCUACUUUGUCGUAGCACACACUUUUACAUACACAUGGAUGAUUACAAAGUCGAAAUACAAGAUUGCUAUCGCCUUCAUGUGGGCAGUCGGCUUUAUCUUAUCCUCUCUUCAGUUGACAAGCAUUCCAGAAAAAAUUGUCAUAAUUCUCUACACUCACACUCACGUCUCGGUUCCUGCAGUAUUGCUAACAGUCAUUUACUUUAACGUUUCCCGUGUCCUAAUGAAGAGAAAACGACACUUACGAAACGUCGGGCUGACAAAUAAGCAAGUUUGGGAUAACCAAAGACGCAUGGCAGUGACAACUUUUUUGGUAUUGACUUUGUUUUACGGCACUGUGUUACCCGAGUUUAUAGUUGUUCAUCUUCGCUACUUCUGCCAGCCAUGUGCGCAGUCCUCAACAUUUAAGAAGCUGGAAGUCAUAUUUGCAGGACUUCUCUUUCUAAAGUCUGCGGCGAAUCCCUUUGUCUACGCUUGGAGGGUAUCAAAGUACCGCCGGGCAUUUAAAGCGUGUUUUGCCUUUAACCUGCAGAGAAUAGCACUGAGACCAAACCCAUGGCAACAUAACAACCGUGUUACAACGGGAACAACUGUCCAGGCCAUUAGUUUAAAAACAUUUCAGAGAAAUUGAUGGUGAGACAAGAAACUUUAACACUUUUAUUGAAGGUGAUCGGUUUUCGGUAAAGGCCAUUUGUCAAGCAUACUGACUUGGGAUGAAAGAGCUGAAAGGGAAUUAGAUUGAAUAUUGUCUAAAUCUUAAAGGAGUUAGACAAUAUUCAAUCUCUCAUAUUGUACAUAAUCAAUAUGCCCAACUCUUAUGUUGGGCAUAUUGCCAAAACCCCAACCGAAUAUUUCAAGGAGGAUGAAACCACAAAUUCCUUCACCCUUUACCCGUAUGCUUAUUCUGUACACUGCUCUCUAUAUAUUUCCCACGCUGCUAACAAGGAGAAUAUGUUUAGCAAUCAAAAGCUUCUUUAGUUUGUGAUCAUUUCCUUUGUUCUCGUGACACUACUGUGCGAUUCGGCGAAUGAUAUUGUACGGAGAAAUUAGAUGCUGGUCACUCGUAGGGGUCUAAAGGUUAAUGAGCGUAAAGAGGUAACGACUGUAAGUAGUAUUCAGUCCCAGCUAUUGAGUUGUCUAUCGAAGUUUCACUCAUAAUCGGCUUUGAAGGUGAAUAGGAGUAAAUAACUAA